GGCCUCCAGCCCCCCGAAACCUCCAUGCCCAGGCCCUCUCAGACUCUGAAAUUCAGCUGAUGUGGCAGCGCCCAGAGGCGCCAUCUGGGCCUAUAUCCAAGUACAUCGUGGAGGUGCAGGUGGCUGGGGGCUCAGGAGACCCACUGUGGAUGGACGUGGACAGGCCCGAGGAGACAAGCACCAUCGUCCGUGGCCUCAAUGCCAGCACACGCUACCUCUUCCGUGUGCGGGCCAGCAUCCAGGGUCUCGGUGACUGGAGCAACACAGUAGAACAGUCCACCCUGGGCAACGGGCUGCAGAGCGUGGGCCCAGUCCAAGAGAGUCGGGCGGCUGAAGAGGGCCUGGAUCAGCAGCUGAUCCUGGCUGUGGUGGGCUCUGCAUCUGCCACGUGCCUCACCAUCCUGGCCGCCCUCUUAACCCUGGUGUGCAUCCGCAGAAGCUGCCUGCAUCGGAGACGCACCUUCACCUACCAGUCAGGAUCGAUCGCAGACUUUGGGCUUUCUCGGGGGGAGGAGGUUUAUGUGAAGAAGACAAUGGGGCGUCUCCCAGUGCGCUGGAUGGCCAUCGAGUCUCUGAACUACAGUGUCUAUACCACCAAGAGUGACGU
This is a messenger RNA of Galeopterus variegatus (Sunda flying lemur), 607 nucleotides long. Its product is annotated as tyrosine-protein kinase receptor Tie-1-like. Gene Ontology annotation, cellular component: signaling receptor complex. The record is from RefSeq and is a predicted model, not a curated record. NCBI's taxonomy places the organism in Eukaryota, Metazoa, Chordata, Mammalia, Dermoptera, Cynocephalidae. The transcript is spliced from 4 exons. Gene Ontology annotation, molecular function: transmembrane receptor protein tyrosine kinase activity; protein binding. Gene Ontology annotation, biological process: multicellular organism development; cell surface receptor protein tyrosine kinase signaling pathway; protein phosphorylation. The annotation marks the transcript as partial.